Prorocentrum cordatum is the source of this 182-nucleotide messenger RNA. NCBI's taxonomy places the organism in Eukaryota, Dinophyceae, Prorocentrales, Prorocentraceae. The record is from the annotation of a GenBank genome assembly.
CCGACAGCCGAGGGGCUCUUAGCGCAGGCCGCGCAGAUGAUCCGCGACCCAGUGCUGACGCAGGCAUCGCUGCAGUGCGAGCAGGCGUCCUCGCAGGUGCAGAGGUGCAAGGACAGCUUUGAGAAGACCAAGGCGCGCGAAGCCGAGGCGAUCAGGGCUUUGGCCACGAAGGAAUUCAGCAG